AUGAGUAAUGAUUGUGGCUGGGAUGAGAUGACACCCCAUAAAGAUAAUCUUAUGGCAAAUUUUGGCUUUGCAAUCCAUCAGCUGAGUGCGCAAAUUGUAAAUGGUCAGAAUGCGCCUGUUGGCGUAAGUGAAGAGUUGAAGUCAGCAAUAGCUGUUGAAGUACGUGCUCAAAUGGUACCGGUUGUAAAGGAGAUUGUACGUGAAGUAGUCAGCGAAGUAAGAAGUGUUGUAACAGAUGUGGUGAACCCGCUGUAUGAUGAACUUCGUGACUUUCGAAGUCGAAUUCCAUUCUCAAAUAGUUUGCUAUAUUCUGCGGGCAAUAUGCCAAUGUAUACUAAUGGGUCGUCCAGUGCUCACACAAAUCGUUCCGAUAUCUUGGAGAAAAAAGUAGACAGAUGCAGUGAAAGUGCUGGACCUUCUCUAUCUGUUAAUCGUUCAAAAACAUACCAGGAAAAUAAUUUUAGCAGCAAGAGUCAGACUGGAUAUUUCAAGGAACCAAAAGAGCCACGAGCACAGGCAUCUACAAGUGACUGUGCAGCAUUUAGUUUUAUUUAUUACAAUACAGUUUGUCUUAUACCAAUAUCGACUCUAUUGGAACCUGAAAAUAAUGCAUUCGUUUGUCAAAAAGUGCCAAAGAUAUUUCUCGGAAAAGAAGGAGGAAAGAUCUCUUUCCUUGUUGACAUGAAGUCAGUCAAGUUAAGGGAUCUCACGUCUGAUAAUUUGGGCUAUUGGACCUCAAGAUUCGCGGCACACAUGAAAACACGGAAAUACUUUGUAAAAGAUGGUCAAAUCACAGGGCGUAUUCAGCAGUUUGGACAAGUUUGUCACUUAUUGCAAGAUUAUGAUUAUAUCUUACAUCGACAGUACUACUGUCAUGGAAAUACGAUUGGACCAGCAGCGAUCCGGAAAAAUAUUUGGUAUCUAACAGGAAAAUUAAACGGUGGGCAAGUCGUUGGAUGUGCAUUAAUUUCAUAUGAAAUUGAUGACAAUGCCACAGUGAAAAUAUCUAAAUUCCGGUACAAAUCAGGACCGAAUUGUGUAGAAGUAAAAGAGGAAGUACCAGCUGAAGAAAUGGAUGUUAGUUCUAUGCUUACUCCGAAUGCUGAAUUGCAAAGGUUCGUGGACGGCAUGCAAACAUUAUAA
Molecule: messenger RNA, 1143 nt
Organism: Brugia malayi
Lineage: Eukaryota; Metazoa; Nematoda; Chromadorea; Rhabditida; Onchocercidae
Exons: 6
Coding region: 1-1143 (380 amino acids)
Source: RefSeq, a predicted model, not a curated record